UUCAUUUAGUACAUUUUUCGUACGUUCUUAUUUCAGUGAUGGCAACAGGAUACUGACAGUCAUGGCGAAUUCCCGUGCGAAGAAUCGGGAUUGACUGCCAUAUAUGAUUUGUGAUUCAUCUUUUUCCGCCUUGCAUCACAGACCGUACCAGGCUCAUGCAUUUUAAAUAUACAGGGCGCUUGCAUGUAGUGUACAUGUCUGCACAUAAAAUGACUACACUAAGUGAGAGGACAACGUUGAUGCCACUGGAUAUAUCGAGGGAUGAUGCUCGAUAAACUGGAUUUAUUCCCGUCGAAGAUAAGAUGUGUAUCGGUGUGGCGUGUGGGAAAAUAUAUUUGGCUUCAGUCGAGAUUUCAGCAAGAAAAUGAAGAUUGGGGAAAGGCGUCUUGUCCUGUAGCGCAUGCCAAUCGUUAUUUACAAAUAUAAAUCGGCGCACGAGAUAAUGACACUGACGCUGUGUCUCAGGUCCCCAAGAACCUCAAGACCCCAAAACAGAGUAUAAAUAGAGUCAUUUUUGCCAGUGAACUGUGUUUGAUUUAGUCACAGUGUCAUGGGAAUAUACUGCUAAGGCUUGGCCUAGCUUUAUGGAAAACCCGAAGACAUGACAUGCACACGAAAAAAGAGGAAACGAUAUUUUUGGUUUUUUAAAACCUGUAGCCUAUGUACGUAAGAAACCAGAACGUGGCAUAAGGUUCAGACCGUUCGACAAAAAGACUUUACGUGGAAAGAGGACGUCGAGGUUCAUCUUGGAUUACAAUCUGGAUUCAUGUGCGAUUCCUUGAACGCGUUGUGUCGGGUCGGGGGAAAAAUUCCCCACCUUAUUUUUGUGUGUUUUUAUUUUAUUAUUAUUUUUAUUUAUUUGCAACAAGCUCCCGUUAAGGCAUACAGUCGCCACAAGAUCCAUUGUCUGGAGGAAGAUCGAGCAUUCUAGGAGUGGAGGCCAAGAGAGGUGGUACCUUUGAAGGGAAGUUCCAAAGAGAAGCGUGCAAAAUGGGGCAAUGCAGAUCAAGCUUCUCUCCUUCUAUUUGAGACAACAACAAAAGGCAACCACGAGGACGGAGGACAGCUCAGCCGGAGGAGGCGGAGGUGGAGGAGAGAGUGGAGGAAGUGGGGGAAAAGGAGGAGUUGGUUUUGGAGGAGAAGGCAGAGGCGUGCAAUCAAAGCAGCAAAAGAGAUGGCCAACGGAAAUGCGAGCAGCGAUGGGCCUGGAAACCCUUUGGCAGCCAUAGUGUCUACUACAGGUGGCAUGAUGGGUGGAGCGUCUUCCUCUGCUGUGUCUACCUAUGUUAAACUUGUCCUUUUGGGGCUGAUCAUCUGCAUCAGCCUGGUAGGCAACUUAGUGGUGUCUCUGCUGGUGCUACGGGACCGAGCGCUUCACAAGGCACCUUACUACUUUCUUCUGGACCUCUGCCUUGCCGACACCAUUCGUUCGGCGGUCUGCUUUCCCUUCGUGCUGGUAUCCAUCAAGAACGGCUCUGCUUGGACUUAUAGCGUGCUCAGCUGCAAGGUGGUGGCCUUCAUGGCUGUACUCUUCUGCUUCCAUGCUGCCUUUAUGCUGUUCUGCAUUAGCGUCACACGUUACAUGGCCAUCGCCCACCACCGAUUCUACUCUAAGCGAAUGACCUUCUGGACCUGUGUUGCGGUGGUCUGUAUGGUCUGGACACUGUCGGUUGCCAUGGCGUUCCCACCCGUCUUCGACGUGGGCACCUACAAGUUUAUCCGUGAAGAGGACCAGUGCAUCUUUGAGCAUCGCUAUUUCAAGGCCAAUGAUACGUUAGGCUUCAUGCUGAUGCUGGCUGUGCUAAUCCUGGCCACUCAUGUGGUCUACAUGAAGCUCCUGCUGUUUGAAUACAAGCACCGGAAGAUGAAGCCGGUCCAGAUGGUUCCAGCCAUCAGCCAAAACUGGACCUUUCACGGGCCUGGAGCCACAGGCCAGGCAGCCGCAAACUGGAUAGCAGGCUUUGGCCGUGGUCCAAUGCCUCCCACUUUACUGGGCAUCAGGCAGAACUUGCACAACCAGAACAGACGGCUGCUAGGCAUGGAGGAGUUUAAGGCCGAGAAGCAGCUUGGCAGGAUGUUCUAUGUCAUUACCUUAUUUUUCCUGGUGCUCUGGUCCCCAUACAUUGUGGCCUGUUAUUGGCGUGUCUUUGUGAAGGCGUGCACCAUCCCACUCCGGUAUUUGUCCACCACCGUGUGGAUGAGUUUCGCCCAGGCAGGCGUGAACCCUAUCAUCUGCUUUUUCCUCAACAAAGACCUGAAGAAGGGCUUGGUGGCCCACCUGCCUCCCUGUUGUAGAACUCCACCUCAAAUGCCCCGUGAGCCUUAUUGUGUAAUGUGAAGAUGAUCAUUUAUAUUGUUUUUUAUUUUUUGUUUUGUUUUUUUCUUUCAUUCUUUAUCUUCUAGAUGAUUGGAGAGUGGACAGCCUCGGGAGGGGUUUAGGAGGUCAUAGAUGAACUUAAAGAGCUGUUGUGGCCUUUGAUUCAGUUUAAGAUGUUUUAAAAUGGUGGAUGUUAAGGAAUAAGCAUCUACUUCACCUUAUAGUAAUUUUAAGAGGAAAAUGAGCUCUAUGCUAAUAUGUGAUAUGGUAAAUCAACUCUAAACAGAUUUGAAGAACCACAUGUUUUCCAUUGGGUUGCGUUAGGGUGGUAAAAACAUGACAAAUCUUGCCCUUCAGAAUUUAUCUGGUAUUUGGUAUAUUUUAUUGUGAAUGUAUGACUGCUGUAUCAAAUGGUUUCUUAAGACUAAACCCUACAAACAUUAAAUUUGGCUCAGUAUCUCUGAUGGUUUAUAAGGAACCUGAGGGCCUCGAACAAAGAUUUGCAAAAAAAAUUAUCCAUGCCUUGUGAACAGCUGCACUCUUGGCCGAAUAAUUUGUAUUAUUUGAACUAACAAUUCAAAAAUACUCAAUGUGCAUGUAUAUUACCUUAUCUUUAAGGGCAAAACAAACUUGAGAUUAAACUAUUUUUAAGAAAGCGUGCCAUGAGACAAGUAUAAGCCUAUAUAGGAAUGGUAAUCAAUGGGGGCUGACAAAAAGACAAAGUUUCUACAAUUUAUGCUAAUUGUUUGGACUGGAUCCUUCCUGUUUUCCUGUCAGGUAGGAAUGAUCAUAGAAACACAGUAUGUAUAAAAAACAACAGAGAAACUUCCAUGAAAAAUGAAGCUUGUUCCUCUCUUAAUUGAUUCAAAUGGAGAUGAGAGGAGCUGACUGAAACAUGAAUCUUUGUGAAAUGAUGCCUAUUCAGGUUUGCAGGUGCUCUUUCCUGAGUGACUUUAAUGACAUUUUUGCUGCAAUUUAUUGUGUUUAUUUAUUUGUCUCAAUUGUUUUUUAUGAUAAAGAUUUCAUUGCAUUGCACAAAAUAACUCAUGUCCUUAUCAUGUUCAGAACUGGUUCUGAAUAUGUGACCAGGCCUUUGAUAUUUAAACCAAGAAAAGUAAAUAUAUAAAAUAAAUAAAUAAGACAAUAGUACUUUGCUGUAAUUGGUCUUUUAAUAUGGAGACAACAUUUGAAUGCAAGCUUAGAUUUUGAGGAGUGGAGAUUUUAAGUGAAUGAGCGAAUAAACUUAUCAGAUAACAAUCUACGUUGGUUAAACUAACUGAUCUUUUAUCCUUCCAAAUGAUUCAGAAGACAUUGUAGAGGAGAGAUUACAUAGUCUUUUGCUUCUUGAAAUUACUUGAAUGAAAGUUUACUAGCAUAUCAAAUCAAUACAAAAUUUCAACUAUUUUAAAAUGUGGUUUAGCCUACAUAUCGAAAUAUCUUUGAGAGGAAUUAAUUAAUCCUUUCACAUAGUCAUGCCUGGUAGAUUGCAGUAGAGGGAUUUCUUUGCAUUUACGAUGCAUUACAGACUAGUAUAGGAUGAAUGGAUUUCCUGGAAAUAAGAAGUUGAUCAGGUGGCAACAAGGAAAUUAAAGUUUGUGCUGGAUUGCAGCAUGACAAAAUACAUGUAGAAUUUUGCCUCCUGUUCACCUCAUAACUCUUGAAGCAUAAAUCAAACAACAAAAAUCUUAUUUUAAGACAUUAAAUUCUUAAUUAUUCUUGUAAUGAAAUUAUGAAUGUGUUUGUGAUUAGAACAACAUGUAAGCUAUUAGAGGAAUGUUUCAAUUUACUUUACAAGUAUUCCAUCUCAUUAGGAGCAAAUUGGUUGACGUGUCAAAGAAUUUCCCUUAAUAUUUUGCACACAACUUGCACACAAGUAAUCAUUGAUCCAGUGACUUUAUUUCUCUUGCAUAUUUUGACUUGAAUCGGAAUACUGACCAAUGGAGAUUGUAAUAUUUGAAUGUUAAAGGGGGCAAAAACAUACAACAUCUGUCUGUAGGUUAGGCAUGGGAUUGGUAGGUGUGAUCAGACUUUCAUUUCUGAAACCUGUCAAUGCAAGAACAAAGCAAAACAGAAUAGCAGCAGAACAUCUAUGAUCAACAGAAAAAGAAUAAUUCUUUCUGUUAUCUGCAUUUUAUGCCUUACUCCAUUACCAAGGUUUGAUGUUACCAAUGCAAGAAUGAUUUGAAAGCUGUAUGCUUCUAAAGACACCAAUAAAUGCUACUGAAACAUAUGCUGGGGCAAACACAACACUGUGUAUAUGUGGAUUAUCAGAGGACAAGCCUGCGGGUUGUGGGUGAGAAGAUGCCAGCAUCAGCGGGGUUACUGAUUACAAAUUUGCAAAUUCUGACACACUGGAGUGUCCAAUUUUGCACAGUUCUCUGGAGAGACUUGAAUUUAAGAAAAAAAAAAAAAACGUGACACAGAGAGACAAAAUUGAUUUUCCAUGGGAUUAAAAGGAUCUUCUUGGAUUCUUAAGGAUUACUUUGAGACUUUUUCCUCUUAUUGUCUUUGGGAGGGGUGUGGGGUGGGGGCCAAUAUAUGAAUGAAGGUUCGGGUAUUGUGUAUUCACAUGUGCAUAGGAAAUUGUUUGGGUUAGUGAUGGGAUCGGGUGCAAAGGAUGUGAUUUUGUAAUGAGCAAAAAUGCCUGGUAGAACAUUUUUAGUUGCUUCAGGCAUCUUAUCUUUUGUAAAAUAACUGUGAACCUUGUGUAAUUUCAUGUUUAUUAUAUGGACAAUGCACUAACUUCAAAUGGGGGGUGGAGUGAAGGGUGGGGUUACGACCCUUGAUCGUCAUCUUUUUACCACGCAUGUGUUUGUGUGUGUGUGUGUGUGUGUGUGGUGGGUGUGUGUGUGUGUUUACAAUGAUGAGUAUGAGUGUGUCGAUGGAACUGUGUGCUCAUUACGAGUGAGCAAACAUGAAAGGUCAGAUAAACCAUCUGAUGGGAACCACUCCUGUAGUUGAUCAACUAAAAUUUUUAAAACUGUAAAGAAUAUUACUGACAAUACAAAGAGCUGAGCCUUAAAUAGGAGAUAGUGUUGGUUAAAGUCAACAUGGAAAACCAUGCUAUGGCUCAAACUUACAGUGAAGGCAUACUCCCCAUCCCCCCCCAAAUGAAAUUUAUGUCAUCAUUUAAUCACCCUCAUUUUGUUCCAAACCCAUAUGACUUUCUUUCUUACAUGGAACACAAAAGGAGAUGUUAGACAGAAUGUCAGGCUCAGUCACCAUUCACUUUCUUUGCAUCUUUUUUCCAUAUGAAAGUGGAUGAAGGCUAGCAGAUUGAAGUGGUGAUUGAAGCUAACAGUCUGUCUAACAUAUCCCUUUAUGUUCCACAGAAGAAAGAACAACAUGACAGUGAGUAGAUGAUGACAGAAUUUUUUCAUUUAUGGGUGAACUAUCCCUUUAAAGUCAUAACCAUUACAUUUGUUGUUCCUAACCAAACUAAAUAGCCCAGAAUGAAUAUACUGUCACAAUAUAUAUAUACAUCUGGAGCAUUUUACUUUUAAUGGAGUGUUUAAAUCUUGUUUACCAUAUCUUGGGAUACUGUAAACAAUCACUACAUGAAAACACUGGCUGCUUCAUUUUUUUAAUAACAUAGCUACAGAUGGAAUAGUUAUCACACACUGUUUGGCAAUCCCAGUGUUACAACGAUUGCUGAAGAUAAAUGAAUAAUUUUUAUGCAAAUAUAUCUGGUGAACAAAUGCUGAUAUUCAGAUUAUUCAUCAGAUUUUAAACGCAAAUGCAAUGAUUAUUGUUGAGCCUGUAAUUGAUCAUUCUUUUUUAUCCUGAACACUCUUUUUUUUACAAUUUAGAAAACUACAGAAUACAUUUUGUGCACAAACUAUCCCAUAUAUUUAAGUAGAAAACAUUUAAAAAUGAAAUUGCACAUGAAAAUAUCGCCAUUUUAAUUAUGCUGAUGUAAUAGAUGUAUUGAGGUCAAUCCAUGACAUCCAUUUUUAAAAGCAACUUUGCAAUAUUGUUAAACACAUUUAUAUAUUUUCUCAAAGAUUAAUUUGUCUUCAUCUGAAUGAUGCAAAUGUGACAUCAGAAAACAUUUAUGGAGUUACCAUUUGUGGAGUUACUGUACCAUUCAGACUGAGAAGACAUGCAUAAAAAUACUUCUGAAAGCUCCCUUAUACCUUGUAGUUAAAACUAAGUUAAUUAUUUUUAACAAUGGACCUGGUAUUAAGAUGACUAAAACUGUUGGACGAUUUCAUUUACUUUAGCAAACAUUUGAUUUAAAUAAAAAAUAAAAAAAUAACAUGAAUGUAUGCAAAAACUUUCACAAAAUCACUUCUAGAAAUGACGAGCUGCACAAACUCAUACAAUUAUAUAUUUUCAGAGCAAUAGACAGCAUCGAUCCACCAAAAUUCUGUCCAUAUUGAAGUUUUAGUUGAGCAACUCAGGAGUAGUUGAUUUGUGAAUGCAUGAUGUAUGAAGGGGGUAAAGCGAAAACAAAACAAAACUGAGAGAGAAAACAUGAGGCCACUUUCAGAUAUCUUGAUCUGUAAAUCAACAGGAUUUUUUUU
Molecule: messenger RNA, 6843 nt
Organism: Myxocyprinus asiaticus (Chinese sucker)
Lineage: Eukaryota; Metazoa; Chordata; Actinopteri; Cypriniformes; Catostomidae
Product: probable G-protein coupled receptor 173
Exons: 3
Coding region: 1175-2338 (387 amino acids)
Biological process (GO): G protein-coupled receptor signaling pathway
Cellular component (GO): plasma membrane
Molecular function (GO): G protein-coupled receptor activity
Source: RefSeq, a predicted model, not a curated record